Molecule: messenger RNA, 609 nt
Organism: Rhodamnia argentea
Lineage: Eukaryota; Viridiplantae; Streptophyta; Magnoliopsida; Myrtales; Myrtaceae
Product: protein SENESCENCE-ASSOCIATED GENE 21, mitochondrial-like
Exons: 2
Coding region: 112-426 (104 amino acids)
Biological process (GO): response to stress
Cellular component (GO): mitochondrion
Source: RefSeq, a predicted model, not a curated record
UCAUCAUCACAGAAAAAAGAAGAAGAAGAAGAAGAGGAGGAUUUGUGAGAGGAAAGAAUUGCAGUGAAUAAGCGAAGGUUUCUUUAGGAUUUUCAGGAUCAUCGCCCUGUCAUGGCUCGAUCUCUCUUGAGCGCCAAGCUAAUCUUUGCUCUGGCCGCGGACGCAAUGUCCAACACCGUUGCCAGGCGUGGGUAUUCAACAGCGGCGCGAGGGGCGACGCCCCAAGUGGCAAAAGCCCGUGGCGCCACGAGAAGCCGCGCUGCUGCGGCGGUGAAGAAAACAGGGGAGGAGGAGAAGAUGGCGAGGUCGGACGGGCAGGUCUCGCGGGCACCCGACCCGAGAACAGGGUAUUACAGACCCGAGGACUGCAUCGCGGAGAUGGACGUGGCUGAGCUGCUAGCAGAGCUCUUGAGGGAGAAGGAAUGAUUUUUAGGAGCGGGGCUUGGCUGAUGGUGUGAAUGAGGCUCUGUUAUCGUUUCGUUCGCAUGAAGAAAGAGUCGCACUCGCCAGUUGUUUGCCCCAAUUUUUGUUCGAUCCUUUCUAAAGUAGUGCAGAACAUUCGAUCGGAUUAAGGAUUAUGUUACUAGAAAUCCUCUGUUUCGGGGCUUA